AUGCGGCGUGAGAGGGACGACUCCGAUGAUGAAGACAUUCCGCUGCACCACAAACGCCCGUUUGGCGCUGGGCUGAAGCGCAAGAGGAUCGAAUUCGUCAGAGCGACAGAUGCGGACGCAGGCAAUACCAUCAAGGACGCGGCAAAGCAAUCCGCGUCCAUUGGUGACGUCUACGCCAGCAUAGUCCUGGGAAGCAGCUCAAAGAACUCCUCAGCGACUCCUCAGGCCAUCGGCGAUGAAAAGGAUGGCCCGAACGAGGACGGUGCCGCCUCUGCCACCAAGGAGGAGACAGAGCCUCCCAUAUGCCCCGUCUGCUCCCUCCCCAUCACCACAACGCCGCAGCAGCACGAGGCCUCGCUCGCCCACCAGGUGAGCCUGGAGCACUCCCAUCCACCAUCGGCCCUGGAUCGGUCGCGCAUGGGUUUGCGAGCCCUGGAGUCUCAGGGCUGGGACCCCGAUUCCCGGCUCGGCCUAGGCCGCACCGGCGAGGGCGCCCGGUUCCCGAUCAAGGCGGCCCCGAAGGAGGACACGCUGGGGCUGGGGGCGACGAAGCCGCAGGUGGUUGAGGUCAAAGAGAAGAAGCCGCGGGCGCUGAGCCGCAGGGAGAUGCGCGCUCUGGCGGAGAGGGAGAGGAGAAAGGGGGAGAGGUUGCAGGCUGAGAUAUACGGACGGGUAGAUGUGGAAAAGUAUCUCAGGGGCAACGGAGGCGAGGAUGGGCUAUGA
Messenger RNA from Trichoderma citrinoviride, 723 nucleotides. RefSeq lists its product as hypothetical. Lineage: Eukaryota; Fungi; Ascomycota; Sordariomycetes; Hypocreales; Hypocreaceae. The transcript has a single exon. Gene Ontology annotation, molecular function: nucleic acid binding. The record is from RefSeq and is a predicted model, not a curated record. The coding region runs from base 1 to 723 and encodes 240 amino acids.